Microthlaspi erraticum is the source of this 219-nucleotide messenger RNA. The record is from the annotation of a GenBank genome assembly. NCBI's taxonomy places the organism in Eukaryota, Viridiplantae, Streptophyta, Magnoliopsida, Brassicales, Brassicaceae.
AUGAAUAGGACGAGGCAAAACGGGAUAGGAAAGAAGGGGACGACGCGUAACGAGACGGGAAGAAACAGGACGAGGCAUAGUAGAAAGAAAAUGAACGGGACGAUGCAAAAUGGGCGGAACGAGAAGGGAAGAAACAUGACGGGAAGGAAUGGAAAGAAAAUGAAUGAGACGUGGCAAAAUGGGAUGGGAAAGAAUGGGACGAGGUGGAACGACACAUGA